Messenger RNA from Magnolia sinica, 747 nucleotides. RefSeq names its product zinc finger CCCH domain-containing protein 25-like. The record is from RefSeq and is a predicted model, not a curated record. Bases 1 to 747 code for a protein of 248 amino acids. Gene Ontology annotation, molecular function: RNA binding. Lineage: Eukaryota; Viridiplantae; Streptophyta; Magnoliopsida; Magnoliales; Magnoliaceae. The transcript has a single exon.
AUGACGACUGGCAGGAGGUCCGAUCAACAGCCUACCGACGCCGACUGGCAGGAGGUCCGAUCGAAGGAGGCCCGCAAACAUCUUCACACGCUGUUCGUGGGUAACAUCACGUUCGACACAUCGGUGGAGGAUAUUCACAGGAUUUUUGGAAGGUAUGGCAAGAUAGUAGAUGUUUUUAUCCCUUCAAACCCUGGGUUGAGAAGAUCGAAGGGAUACGGAUUCAUAAGAUUCAUGUAUGAAUCAGAUGCCAAAGCAGCUCUUGACAUUUUAGACGGCAGAAGGGUGGAUGGCAGGAUAAUCACUGUUCAGAUAGCAAAGUCAUGGCGACAAUCGGACUCAGAAAGGCACCCCAACCUGCCUAAUCACAACCCAGCAGCUCCAAUUCCCAUCACCCAAAACAGAAGAGACGGGAGGAAGUAUUCCACUGUUGUUGUUAGUGGAGGAGAACACACCUGCCCAGAGGAUGUUCGUCAAAAUGUUGCAGUGGGUGCCCAGCGAAAUGCCAACAUCACUCUUGGAUCAGCAAGAGCAAAAGAAGGGAACAUUGCCCUUCCAAUCCCUGCCACCCCUGUUACUUCUCAACAGAUGGAAAUCAAUGGAGGCAGAUCAGGUGUUUGUGUAAAUGCCACUCCCAACUGGCUUGUGAUUGCAGACAACGUAGGUGUGGAGAAAAAGCAGAGGGAGCUCAAACUCACUUUGGUAGCCCAAGCUAUUAAUUUAGAUGUCCAGAUCUUGCACCUCAAAUAG